This is a messenger RNA of Trametes versicolor FP-101664 SS1, 1499 nucleotides long. RefSeq names its product cytosine-purine permease. Lineage: Eukaryota; Fungi; Basidiomycota; Agaricomycetes; Polyporales; Polyporaceae. The coding region runs from base 8 to 1489 and encodes 493 amino acids. The record is from RefSeq and is a predicted model, not a curated record. Gene Ontology annotation, biological process: transmembrane transport. Gene Ontology annotation, molecular function: transmembrane transporter activity. The transcript is spliced from 12 exons. Gene Ontology annotation, cellular component: plasma membrane.
GGCAAGUAUGGGCUCGUACGAGGACGAAAAGGCCGGCAGCGACGCCUCUCAAGAUGUUGUCCCUGCGACCCGCCUGCAGCGGUAUUUUGCGUCCACCUCCGAAUUUCUUACUCACUGGGGGAUCGAGACGAACGGAAUAAACCCGAUCCUGCCGGAAGACAGGACGGACACGAAGCUCUACCAGAUGUUUUUCGUGUGGUUCUCUGCAAAUAUCAACAUCCUAACGUUUGGAACAGGCUCAGCGGGGCCUGCUUUCUUUGGCCUCGGCUUGAGGGACUCGUUUAUUAUCCUCGUUAUAGUGGACCUCAUCUCCUGCAUAGUUCCGGCUUAUUUCGCUGUCUUCGGGCCCAAGCUAGGCAUGCGCUCGAUGGUGCUUGCGCGCUACUCGUGGGGCUACUUCGGGUCUAUCCUGCCUAGCGCGUUCACGGUGUUCUCGAUGCAGGGAUUUAUGAUCCUGAACUGCAUUAUCGGUGGUCAGACUCUCGCGAGUGUGUCCUCUCACCUGGAUGAUACGCUUGGGAUAGUGAUCAUAGGCGUUCUGUCGCUCAUCGUCACAUUCUUUGGGUACCGCGUUAUCCACUGGUACGAGACGGUGGCGUGGAUACCGAGCGUUAUCACCUUCAUAGUGAUGCUCGGACUGGGCGGUAAGCACCUCACGGAGGCCCCGACGCCUCCGCCACCAUCGGCAGCUGCGGUCCUGUCAUUCGCCACCACCACGGCGUCCAGCGUGAUCAGCUGGUGCAUGAUGACGCCCGACUACGGCGUAUACCAUAGCGGCAAAGCAUCCAGCACGCGAAUAUUCCUGUACAGCUAUGCCGGAUUUUUUAUUGCGAGCCUGGCGGCACACAUGCUCGGCGCCGCGUUCGCUGCUGCCGCCCCGGGCGUGCCCUCCUGGGAAGCAGGUUUCGAGCAGGGCAACAACGUCGGCGGGCUCAUCCAGGCCGUCCUCUCCCCCUCCGGCGGGUUCGGCAAGUUCCUGACCGUGCUGCUCGCGCUGUCGAUCCCGAGCGCGUGUGCGCCUACGAUGUACACAUUCGCGUCCAGCUUCAUGACGAUCCACGCGUGGUUCGCGCGGGUGCCGCGAUACGUCUACACGUUCAUCUCCGAGGCUAUCUUGAUUCCUGUGGCGAUCGUUGGCGCGAAGCACUUCUACACUACGUUCGUGGACGUCCUCAGCGUCAUCGGAUACUGGAGCACCGUCUUCGCCGCGAUCGUCAUCGUCGAACACCUCAUCUUCCGCAAGAACGACUGGGAACGGUACGACCUCUCGCAGUACUGCCACCCCAAGCAGCUCCCCCUCGGCAUCGCCGCGACUCUCGCCUUCCUCUGCGCAUGCGGCAUCAUCAUCCCCAGCAUGUCGCAGGCGUGGUACGUGGGCCCUAUCGCGAACGCGGGGACGGGCGACAUCGGCAUCAUCGUCGGGUUCGUGCUCGCGUGCAUGGUGUACCCCGCAUUCAGGGUUGUAGAGCUCGCGGUUUCGAAGAGGUAAAGGAAGAUGU